Anneissia japonica is the source of this 4398-nucleotide messenger RNA. RefSeq names its product protein arginine N-methyltransferase 9-like. The transcript has 10 exons. Lineage: Eukaryota; Metazoa; Echinodermata; Crinoidea; Comatulida; Comatulidae. Gene Ontology annotation, molecular function: protein-arginine omega-N monomethyltransferase activity; protein binding. The record is from RefSeq and is a predicted model, not a curated record. Bases 253 to 3069 code for a protein of 938 amino acids. Gene Ontology annotation, biological process: peptidyl-arginine methylation.
GUAGGCUAGGUUAGCUAGCCUAGUAGGAGCAACUGGAUAGGUCCAGGUAGGGCCUUUUCAACUGUCGUGUGUAUGACUCCAAUCCGAUUCCUAGCGCGAUCGGACAACAUACGAAAGAAGUAGGUCUAGCCUAGGUCGCUAGCCUUUCUUUGUAGUUGUAGAGGGCUUCUUCCUACUAUGUACCUGUCCUGGGCUUAGGCCUAGUCCGUCUAUGAACUUUGAAUUCCUAAAUGCAAAAAGAAAAAAAAAAAAAUGGAGAAAGAUCAGUUAGUCGAGUCAUCCCUAAAUAGUGCACGGUUUCAUUUCCAAAACAAUCAUCAUGGAAUGUCAUUCGCUUAUUAUCUCCUGGCGCUCAAGUUGUCACCAGAGCAGAAGCAGAACUUGCGAAAGGAAUUCGGUGAUGUAUUUAGAGAAUGGGUGAACGAACUGUUGAGGCAAGACCGGUGUCAAGACAUUUUUGAAUGUUAUGCUCAAGCUUUAGAUGUCUUUCCUGAUAAUGAGUGGGUACAAGAUGUGAUGGGCUCUCAUUUGUACAGAUUAGGUUUUGCUGAUGAGGCUGUUCUUUACUUCCGUCAGGCGCUUAAGCUAAACCCAAAUUUACAUUCUGCACGAGAGAGCCUCAAUAAUCUCUUGAAUGCUCUGGUGGAGAGGUGGCACUUUCGGAUGUUGAAUGACAAAUGGCGCAACACUGCUUACAAAGAUGCUAUUCACCGGGCGGUCAAGACCGCCCAUGGGCCGAUGAACGUGCUUGACAUUGGCGCAGGAACAGGUAUUCUCAGUAUGUUUGCUGUUCAGGCUGGUGCCAAUGAGGUGUAUGCAUGCGAGAUGUCCAAGACCAUGGCAGGCAUUGCACAAGACGUUCUACGAGCCAAUCAGAUGCUUGAUAAGAUACAUAUUUUACAAAUGAAGUCAACAGAUAUGCAAAUACCAGACAAUUUACCAAGCAGAGUUUCUCUUGUUGUAACUGAAACAUUAGACAGUGGUUUACUAGGGGAAGGCAUUCUGGACACAGUACACCAUGCAUGGAACCACCUGCUCCUUCCUCCAGAUGAAAAGGGAGGAGGUGGAAGAGUAAUUCCUAGUGGAGCCACAGUGUUUGCAAUGUUAAUUGAGUGUGAACAUAUAAGGAAGCAUCAUAGCGUAAUUUCCAAGUCCAUUGGUGGCAUACUUCUUGACUUCACUAUUGUCAGUCCAUCAGUCAACCUAAUGAGCGAUAGUGGUAUAACGGAUGUGCGAACUGUUUUCUCAGAACCAUACACAUCAGAAGAAAUCUGCUCUCUUCCUGGUGGGUACACCGCCCUCUCAAGUGUCAUCAAAGUUGAAGAUUUCAAUUUUAAUAAUCCACAGGAAGUGGCAGAAUUGUGUUCUCACAAAUCACUCCCAAAGGCACUGACAGUACCAGUUGCCCGACAAGGAAAUAUCGAUGCCAUUGUGGUAUGGUUUGACCUGUACCUUGACUCGCAGACAAGUAUAAGCACCUCCCCUUGGUCAGAGGGCUGUUGGGAAAAAGCUGUUUAUCCAAUUACUGCAGGAAAUAUAAAAGGUGGUGUAACAGAAGUUAAAUCAGGCGAGACUGUUAAUUUAGAGGUAGUCUGUAAAGAGAACCAUCUUGCAUUUCAAUGCAUUAAAAUUAAGUCUGUGAAUAGUACAAGGACAGAAAGUCAAGAUCUUAGAGAGAACCCACAAAUUGAAACAGUCAUUGACAAUCAACAUUUAUCUCAAGAUAUUUCAAGAGUUAUGCCUCUUGAAAUCCAAAAUCAUCCAACUAGUACUUUCCGAUAUGCUUCAUCCCGUCAAACCAGUAAAGGCUCUUCUUGUAAAUUGUUGCCAUCAGAAAAGAAUUGUCCUAGGGUACUUGAACGAGAUUCUUCUGGAGUUUGUGUUAAACAAUCCUGGCAGUUAAAACAUGAAAGUGGUCUUGAAGAGACGUCAUCUACAAGUAAAAAAUCAGAAGACAGCCUCCAAGAAAUGUCAGAUCUUUCCUGGCAACAUCUUCCUUCUAUGAAAAAUCCUCCACUCGGUAGUAGUGGAGGGAUAGGACAUAAAGAAUGCUUGCUAGAGAGGAACACAAAAUCUAAUAAAGUUUUUGUUAUGGAAGAAAAAGAUAUUUUUACACUUAAUGAUCUCUGGUAUCAGGUUCAAAUUUGUGAAACAAUUCAGAAAGCUGUAGAUAGCUCUCUCACACAGAGAAGAUCUUCAGAGACCAGAGGAAAUGACCACAUUACCUCUGAUCUAGGAAAGAAUUGGCAAGUACUUGAUAUCUCUGAGGGAGUUUCUCUAGCCGUAGUGUAUGCAGCAGAUGCUGGUGCAACUCGGAUACAUGUCUCCCACCAACAUGACACAAAUUUAGAUCUUGUACUUGACUUGUGUAAGCAAAAACAUUACAAUAUUGGAAGUGAAGAUAUCCAGACAUUAGUUUCUGAGCUUCAUUCUGAUGUAUUGUGGGAUGUUUUAGUGGUUGAUAUUGUGGAGCCAAGUGGCCUGUUACGACAUAACAUAUGGCAGGAGGUGGCACUAGUUAGAGAUACUAUUCUUCAACUAGAGGGAGUAAUCAUUCCUUCGGGAAUAACAAUUCAUUGCAUGUGUAUCGACAGCAAAUGGAUUCUGGAGAACAGUUACGUAGUUGAUAAUUCAAGAACGUUGGACUUCGAUAUCAAGCCAUUUAUGAAUUCAUUCACAGUUCCGACACAUCCUGGUAUUUUUUUCUCCAAGCUUCAGUGUAUUCAACUCUCCACAGCCAUCGAACUAAUGCAUAUUGACCUACGUGAUAUUGUCUUAACCAAUCAGCCGGUAAAACCAACAUUCAAAAUUGAGCAGAAGAAACAAGUUGAGAUAGAAACUGAUGGUUGCCUGAUGGCAGUGUUGUUCUGGUUCGAUCUUAAAUUAGACACCUAUCGAUCGAUUAGUACUCUCAAUCCUGCGACACAUUUUAGCCAGUCAGUUUACAUACUCUCAGAACAAUUUCAAGUUAGUGCAGGCGAAAGACUCUGUCUUUCGUUCUUCCUAGAAGACAGUUCUAUUUCAUUCAAAGUUCAACAUCUUGUAACUCACGAUGACUCAAGUAGCUAAUAAAAUUUCAUAUAAACAAUCAGUGAGCUUUUAAGUAUCUCUUUAUCCAGCUUCAUCGUAAUACCGUAAAAUCUUGAAUAGAAGCCCAAUGGCCUUAAUCUUGAAUCUUUAGUUUGCAAAAGUAGCCUAGAAAAAGAGGCUCAGGCAGGGGUGGCGCCAGGAUUUGCCCGACAGGGGGACGAGGUCAGAUUCCCCCGACGAAACCAAAGUGGGCGUGGUCGAGCUUCGAUUAAAAGGUUAGGAAAGUGGUCGAAAAUUUUGACAAUUUAGGGGUUUCAAAGGCUUAUUAAUCGAUUUUAGAGUAAUAAUAUGUAGAAAAUACUUAUAAUUUUUUUUUCUCCUCCAAGGGGGCCCAGCUCUUGACCCCCCCCCUCCCGCUGGCGCCACCCCUGGGCUCAGGUCUUUGGGCUUUUUUUCGAGAUAAUACACUGUAGAUGAAUUUCAAAGAAACAAAAUAAAUUCAAAACAUGCUUGGUUUAUACAGUGGUUUUGGUGAUUUGAUGCCGGUUAAUGCACUCUAUGAGACAGACUGAUGUUACAGUGGCCCAUCCAGGGUUUGCAAAAAAAAAAGAAAAAAGAAACCCAGGGCUUCUAUUCGAGUUUUAUGGUUUAACUAUAAACAGACCAUAGGUAAAUAUGUGGCUCAGUCUAGGUGAAAAUUUGGACCGCUUAAUACAAUAUCAAACUAGAGCAGUCACAGAGUCCUUAACUGUGUCCUGUGGCUGGAUACGGAUCAAUACACAGGUGUAUGAGCUAUUCCAUUAUUUUCUUUUGUGCUCAAGGGUAAUUUCAAAGAAAUGAAAUUUAUGUGGCAUCCUAUUUGCUCAAUGUUAUAUACCAUUACACUAAAUUUUAUGAUGAUCUAUUUCUUUUUUUUUUGUAAUCAUACUAAUAUACAGACAGACAGACAAAGGUGAAUAAAAGUAGUUUCAGUUUAUUGGCAGAAAUGAGCAUGCACUUUUAUACAAUUAGAGAAACCCUGGUUUAGGGGUCACUUUUCUGGGAAAAAAGGGAAAAUAACUAUCUUAUAACAGUGUGCCAAAUGGUCAAAUCAACACACAUUCAAACACUUAUUUAAGAUGGAAAUUGAGUGAGAAAGUACUCUGAUCAUCAUAACAUGCGCAGUGUAUAGGCCCAAUACAAUUCAUUUGAGACAAUAAUGACAUGAAUCUUAAACACGUUAUUGUACAGCAUAUUUUGGCCAGGCAAUUAUUUUUUUCCAUUUUUCAUUUAUUUAUUUAUUUUUUUUUAUACUGAAUAUACACUUUCAAUACAUAGUACUGGUUUGGAAGUGGUUCAGUUCUUAACUACAAAAUUUUAAAAGCAGAU